GUUGUCUAGCAUUUACCAAUUUGGAAAGCGGCUGCGUUGGGCCGCGUGGUGCGACUCGUGAUUUUGUUGUGAAAGUGUGGGAAUCGCUACGUUUAAACCAUGAGGAAAAAGCGGUCCAAGAAUCCACCGAAGAAAAUUCAUUUAGUUUUCGAUGAACGAGAGCGCCGGGACUUCUUGACUGGCUUUCAGAAGCGCAAGAAAGAACGUCAGAAGAAAGCCCAGGAGAAACUCAAGCAGCAGGCCCAAGAAGAAAAGCGACGCCUGAAGGCCGAGAAACGGGAAAUUCUGCAGCGACUUCUUGGAGACAAGCCUGUGGCAGGCAGCUCAGCUGAUGUGGAGAGGGAAGAGCAGCCAGUGACGUACGACAUGCCGGAUCACACAGUGACUGUGGCCAACCUUGAGAGUUCCGACCUGUAUGGGGACGUCCAUAUAGGCAGCAACCAGGCAGCCGAUGACGACGAAGGUGGCCUUGAUGACGAAAUUGAAAGGGGCCGCACUACAGACAGUGACAAGCAAAGGCUAAAGGCCCUGGACCGGAAGAUGGGCGACUGCAGUGUCCAGCUCCGUGCAGCACUGCACAAGGACAAGAAGGAGCGGGGAAAGAUGCGCCGCAUCAAGCUGCGCACCACCAAGAAGGCCAAGCUGGCACGCACGCAUCGACGGUAGCUCACUCUGCCUUGUACAGUACCUCGAAUAAACAUCUGGCGUCUGUGGUGCCUUGUUUCAA
Messenger RNA from Dermacentor andersoni, 727 nucleotides. It is a transcript of the gene vito, whose product is annotated as nucleolar protein viriato. Gene Ontology annotation, cellular component: nucleolus. Gene Ontology annotation, molecular function: rRNA binding. The record is from RefSeq and is a predicted model, not a curated record. Lineage: Eukaryota; Metazoa; Arthropoda; Arachnida; Ixodida; Ixodidae.